GCAGCAAUGGGGGAAGGGAAAGAAGAGACAGAUGGGACUUACAUGGUCCCUGUCGCCCUCCUCCUCCUCUUCACCUCCUCCUCCCCUCACAGACUCUCUGCCUAAUCUGACUGGGUUGGACAGGGGGAGGAUGGGGGAGGUUACCGGGCAUUCUCCACCACCUCUCCCUCUUUUCUGGCAGCACCCACCACGGCCACGGAGCCAAAGCACACAGGAUAUGGGCAAAAAAAGAACUUAUUCCCUGUGAGGCUGGACAGAGGGUAGCUGAGCUAGAGCUCAUGCUGAGGUUGUCGUCUGUACGGAGCCCAUUCGGACCAGAUUUGCUGCUAAUCCAGCAUAAGGAGAGAGCGGGGACAACCUGCUGGAUUGAGCAUUGGGGCUUUACUUUUUUAUUUUUGUUUUCUAACAGGCCUGUUAGAUGAUAGAUGUUGUGUUCUGGCCUCUUUGAGGACAUGAGGAUGCCAUCUUUGCAGGCCAUCUGAGAAAACUCUGUGCUGGAAGUCCAUGGCCAAAUGUGGAGCUGUGGCAGUUGAGGAAAAGCAAUUUAGAGGCAAUUUAGGCACAAUGUCGGCCACUCAGGGGAUGAACCGCAGUGGCAUCUACAACUACUUCCUCAACAUGGUGGCCUAUCAGAUAUGCUGCUGCUGUGGACCAGCUCCUUGCUCCCUCUGCUGUGCCUUCUGUCCUCCAGUCAAAUCCUCCACCAGCACGCGGGUCAUGUACACCCUCUUUCACAUCAUGAGCUGCGCCGUCUCCUGCCUCAUGCUGUCCCGCACCGUCUCUGAGCUCGUCAGGGAAAAUGUGCCUUUCUUCAACAUGGUGUGUGACCAGGCACAUGGGGGAGGCCACUGUGAGAUGCUUGUGGGCUACUCCGCUGUUUACAGAGUCUGCUUUGGCACGUCCUGUUUCUACCUGAUGAUGGCGAUCUUCCUCAUAGAUGUGAAGUCCAGUCAGGACUUUAGAGCACUCGUACACAACGGCUUCUGGUUCUUAAAGUUCAUCACUCUGCUUGGAAUGUGCACCGCUGCCUUCUUCAUUCCAACAGAGUCCUUUCUGCAUGCUUGGCAUUAUGUUGGUGUGGUGGGAGGAUUUGCCUUCAUCCUUAUCCAACUCAUCCUCAUCACAGCUUUUGCACACACCUGGAACAAGAACUGGUUAACUGGAGCGGCAGAAAACAAACGCUGGUACCUGGCUGUGAUGUGCGCCACCCUCUUCUUCUACACCAUUGCCACCAUGGCCUUCACCUUCAUGUACAAGUACUACACGCACCCCAUCACCUGCCAUUUCAACAAGGCUCUGCUGUGGAUUAACCUGGGACUCUGCGGCCUCAUGUCCUUCAUUGCUGUCACGCCGUGCGUGAAGCAGAAGCAACCACGGUCGGGUCUCCUUCAAGCCUCCAUCAUCAGCUGUUAUGUCAUGUACCUGACUUUCUCUGCCUUGUCCAGCCGUCCGCCAGAGAAAGUGGUGUACCAGGGCAUGAACAUGACCGUCUGUUACCCCAGUGUGGGACAAGAUGGCAUCCAGAAUGAAGGCAACGCUGUUGCUAUCAUUGGAGCUGCAAUCAUGUACUGCUGUGUCCUGUUUGCAUGUAAUGAAGCUUCCUACCUGGCAGAGGUCUUUGGUCCAUUUUGGAUGAUUAAGGUUUACCGUUAUGAGUUCCAGAAAGCAACCUGCUGCUUCUGCUGUCCCAAGGAAGAGGAAGUUGAAGAGGACUUUGUGAUUGAUGACGACAGCAAAGGUUGUCAGAAGGUCAUUCACAAUGAGACCCAGCGAGUGGCUUACAGCUACUUCUUCUUCCAUUUUGUUUUCUUCUUGGCCUCGCUGUAUGUGAUGAUGACCCUCACUAACUGGUUCAGCUAUGAGUCUGCCGUGUUGGAGACCACUUUCACCCAUGGCAGCUGGUCUACCUUCUGGGUGAAGAUGUCGUCCUGCUGGGCCUGUGUCAUCCUCUACCUUUGGCUGCUGCUGGGCCCUCUGUGCAGCUGUCAGUCUGAUUCCAGACCUCGCCGCUCACGCAUCAAACGCCGCUCAGCAUCGUCACGCCACGUCACUGUCAGUGUCUGACAUCCUCUGUGAAAGUUCCAGGCAUGCGGGGAGUGGACACAAGAGGUCAUAAGACUCACAUCCUCCUCAUCACGCCCUGCAGGGGGCAGCUCUUAAGAAAUGGAGGGGGUCAAAGACUCACUGUGCUGUGAGAAGGACCGAUUUCCAAAAGCUUAGUGCCCUGUUGCUAUGUGAAGAACUGGGCAAAGCCCUGAUAUCACAGGCUCAACAACGUGAACUCAAAUCACUAAUGAGGACAUGUUUGUGGUUUGGGAACAACUUAACAGUAUUGCCAAAGGGAUGUGAAGGAGUGAAGUCUCACUCUAUAAUGUGCGAAUUACAGUAAGUCAGAGUAAAGACUGAUUCAUUUAUCAAAAUGUACAGUUUCAUUUUAGUAUUCAUUUAAAUUUUGAACAUAUUUAGACAUUUGAAGUUACAACAAAGGGCUGCAUUAUAGAUAUUUGUUGUAAUAUUGCUGUCCGUUAUAUUUUUUCCCCUGACAAAGAAAACCCAAUGAUCUUACACGGAGGGCGAUGAACACAGUUUUUGUCAGUGUUUGAACCAAACUGAUCAACUGCAAAGCUUACAAAUGUGAAACAUUUUGGGAAAUACAUCUGAAGAGGAAUUAUUUUAUUUUUUCCCCCAUAAAACCACAGCUUGAUGUUUUUUUUAGUAAAGGUUUGUGUGAUUCAAUGAAAACAGACUGGAAAUGUCACACAGAACUAAUUUAUUUGCAUAUUUUUCUUUCAAAUAUAAACUUGUCAACAAGGCAGCUUCAGGACUGGUUCCUAAUUAUAGUUCAGAGUUAAAGAGAG
This is a messenger RNA of Solea solea (common sole), 2858 nucleotides long. It is a transcript of the gene serinc4, whose product is annotated as serine incorporator 4. Bases 505 to 2064 code for a protein of 519 amino acids. Gene Ontology annotation, cellular component: membrane. The record is from RefSeq and is a predicted model, not a curated record. Lineage: Eukaryota; Metazoa; Chordata; Actinopteri; Pleuronectiformes; Soleidae. The transcript is spliced from 11 exons.